CCGGAAGAGAGUUGUCAGCUGUGCAGACGGAUGUAACGGUUGUUGCUAUAAAGGGUCUUCAUCCUCACAACUUCUUCACGUAUCUUCACUUUUACAGGCAACAACAUUGUCGUAAUGGCUUCUGCGGUGUCCAUUAAGAUUGGAAUAAUUGGUGGUUCAGGCCUUAAUGAUCCAGACAUCUUGGAGGGAAGGACUGAGCGCUAUGUUGACACGCCGUUUGGAAAGCCAUCCGAUGCUUUGAUACUGGGGAAGAUAAAAAACGUGGAAUGUGUGCUCCUUGCAAGGCACGGGAGACAACACACUAUAAUGCCGUCCAAUGUGAACUACCAGGCCAACAUCUGGGCACUAAAAGAAGAGGGCUGCACACAUCUGUUGGUUACCACAGCCUGUGGUUCACUCCGGGACGAGAUUCAGCCAGGAGACAUUGUCAUCAUCGAUCAGUUCAUUGACAGGACUACCAAGAGAGCUCAGACGUUGUACGAUGGGCAGCCCUCCAGUCCUCCAGGAGUGAGUCACAUCCCGAUGGCUGAGCCCUUCUGCAACAGAACCAGAGAGGUUCUGGUGGAGGUGGCGAGGAGCCUGGGGGUCAAAUGCCACGUGCGAGGGACCAUGCUGAGUAUCGAGGGGCCGCGCUUUUCCUCGCGGGCCGAGAGCCUGAUGUUCCGCCAGUGGGGUGCUGACGUCAUCAAUAUGACCACGGUGCCAGAGGUGGUCCUCGCCAAGGAGGCGGGAUUGUGCUAUGCCAGCAUCGCCAUGGCAACAGACUACGACUGUUGGAAGGAGCACGAGGAGGCGGUCUGCGUUGACAACGUACUGAAGACGAUGAAGGAGAACGCCAACAAAGCCAGCACUAUCCUGCUGACUGCGAUACCUCAGAUUAGUCAGAUGGACUGGACUCAGACAAUAAAGACCUUGAAAUCAAUGGCUCAAUCUUCAGUAAUGUUACCAAAACACUAAGCGUGCAGAAAACAAUGAAGUAGAAAAGGAUCCGAGACACCCCCACCCCCACACCGACACCGACACCGACACGGACAACAGACUCAACUCUGCCUGUGGAUUUUUCAUCAGUGAAUCACAAGAAAGUGCCUCACAUAAGUAAUGCAUGUUCUCUGUGCUCAGCUGGAGUUUCCGUGUUUCAAAGUUCCCUCAUUAAACCUCCUCUUCAUACAAUCACAGGUCACUCAUCAGUCUCGUCACUUUUCUGUCACCACAUGUUAAGGUACAAAACAUCUCAAAAGAUCAACAAAGAUUUUAAGUCUUCUAAAGAUUAUACUAGAUAUACAUUUUUUUGUGGAUUUACAUUUUUGUGGUCUUAACAUUUAAAGUGUAUAUAUUUGCCUGUAAACCAUUGGUGUCUUUAUUGCUGUUAAUGCAGGAUACAAUAAUAAUGCUUUGCAAGUUUAGCACAUGAAUACUUUGUUACUGCCUUUAGUUACAGCUAAUGUAAUACUUUUAAAAUCUGAUGUCUUGAACGUAACAGAUGCAGUUAAGUAAAAUAUUUUAAAUGCCUUAAGCAAAGUUUUGUCUUUUUAUUAAUACUGGGAAUAUUUGUGUCUUUGCUUUUCGGGGCACAUUUAAAAAAGAUAUUUUGUGGAACACUU
Molecule: messenger RNA, 1601 nt
Organism: Cottoperca gobio
Lineage: Eukaryota; Metazoa; Chordata; Actinopteri; Perciformes; Bovichtidae
Gene: mtap
Product: methylthioadenosine phosphorylase
Exons: 8
Coding region: 115-957 (280 amino acids)
Biological process (GO): nucleoside metabolic process
Cellular component (GO): cytosol
Molecular function (GO): S-methyl-5-thioadenosine phosphorylase activity
Source: RefSeq, a predicted model, not a curated record